AUGGAAACCGUUGAAUCAUUUACUACAGCAAAAGAAUACCAGCAAGGAUUAAAAUCGAGGCCAUGGAUGAUGGGCAAAAUACCACCAAUUCAGCCCGAAAAUCACAUCAUCGUCUCGCCAUACACACGACCACACUUCAUAUCGGGCGACCCUGGCCCCUCUUAUGGCGACAGAAUCCAUCGGCGAACGCCAGUUCCCGUCUCCAUUUCCAACGGACAACGGUCCAAGAGCUUUCCCCGGUGUCAGAUUCAUGGACAGCUGUUGCGGCUGGCUGGGAAAAGUGGGACAGACUCAUCCAGCGCAUUGGCUCGUCAAUGUAUUCAGAUUUCAGAACCAAAGAUGAGGAACCAGACCAAGGCCGAGGAGGAGCCUGUCGAUGUGGCGUGCUUUUGCGAUCAGAUCGAAAAUCGGUUGACAAUCUGUCAAACUGAGAACACAUCCUUUAUCGAUGACAUUAAAGGACAGGUGUCGAUCACCGGGAAAUAG
Messenger RNA from Eremomyces bilateralis CBS 781.70, 486 nucleotides. RefSeq lists its product as uncharacterized. The record is from RefSeq and is a predicted model, not a curated record. The transcript is spliced from 2 exons. NCBI's taxonomy places the organism in Eukaryota, Fungi, Ascomycota, Dothideomycetes, Eremomycetales, Eremomycetaceae. Bases 1 to 486 code for a protein of 161 amino acids.